ACAGCACAGUGAUUUUGUGAAUUCAAUAUGCUCGCUUUGUGGGUGAUGAUAGUGCCACUAUUAGCCUCGGUUGUCCAGAUAGACAAACCGAAUCCUGUGUUGGUGGAGUUCAAUGGAACGGUAGAUUUAAACUGCUCCCGGACUGAAUGCCUUGAGCCGUCAUUCACCUGGCGUUCACUAGGUGACAAACCUUUCAAACCCAUAAAGCAGGAACAUGGGUUUGUGUCCUUCAGAAGUCAAGCGCUGACAAACUUUCCACUGGUAUGCACUGUUGCGUGUGAGAAUCAAGCACGUGCGCUUGAAGUCUCGAGGAAGAUAGUGGUUUACUCUUUCCCGAGCGACCCUGAGAUAACCGGAGAAGAUCAUCUGACAGUGAGUGCACAGCAUACGCUCACAUGUACCGCUCGGGACCUUUAUCCUCCUGAUGUGGUUUCAGUCAAGUGGGUGCACGGAGACAGAAGCGUUCCAAAGUCAGACUUCAACCUAAAAUCUGAAGAGCUGGAAGGAAAAUCUACAGUCUCCUCGAAAUACACAUUUACUCCCACUGCUCUGGACAACGGAGGAAACAUUACUUGUAAAGUCAUCCAAACUAUACCAACAGGUCGUGGAGAAAGACCUAUUACACGUUCAAGCUCAGUGCCAUUGACCGUAAACUUGUAUUACCUCAAGAAUAUAAUUAUAUCGGGGGAACAAAAUUUGACAAUUGGAAAGCCACUGGUCCUAACCUGCAACUCCGAUGGAAACCCACCUCCCGUCACAGUGUGGACAAAAGCUGGCAAGGUAUUAGACAGCACCAAAGAUGGCACCAUUGUCAUUUCGAACAUCACCUGGUCUCAUGGAGGUCACUAUGACUGUGAGGCAAACAACACUGCGGGGAGUGUGAAAUCCAGUGUAACAGUGAUCAUUCAAGGCCCCCCCAGUGGCACACAGGUGAGGGUCUCCCCAUCUGCGGAGCUGCUGAGUGGCCAGAAUGUGACCAUCAACUGCACAGCUCUCAGCAUUCCACCAGCCACCUUCACCUUGUUCAGACAGGACCACAGCCAACCGCUGCAGUCUGGAGACGGCACGUUCCACCUGCUUGACCUCACAUACGAGGACACAGGACACUACCUGAUCAACAUCACCAACAACUGGGGCUAUGCCAUGGAGACAUUCCACCUAAGCGUUGCAAGCUCACCUGUCCUGCCUGCAGCUGUCCUUCCUACAGUGGGUUCCGCAUCACUUUUGACCGCUUUGCUGCUGCUGUUUCGUUUUUUGAGAUCAAGAAAACGUUCAAAUGACAUUGGCAGUGGCAUGGUGGACAUAGUGGAGAAUGCACUGUGAUGGUUUGUAUAAAUAUGCACAGUCCUAUGGAAUAGAAUGAAUAGAAUAGAAUAUAUACUUUUUUGAUCCCGUGAGGGAAAUUCAGUUCUCUGCAUUUAACCCAAUUUAACCGAAUUAGUGAACACACAGCACACAGUGAACACACAGUGAGGUGAAUCACACAACCCAGAGCAGUGAGCUGCCUGCCCAACCAGCGGCGCUCGGGGAGCAGUGAGGGGUUAGGUGCCUUGCUCAAGGGCACUUCAGCCGUGGUGGACUGGUCGGGGAUCGAACCGGCAACCCUCUGGUUACAAGCCCGAUGCGCUAACCAGUACACCACGGCUGCCCAUGAAUCCAUAUGACAUGAAUCAAGUCAUAUGGAGUCGUAUGGGAUCCAACCAAUAACAUGGUGCUCCAUCAGGGGAAUGACUGAUGACACUUUCUGGAAUAAUUAAGGUGACUUAUUUUAUUUUCUUGUGGCCAGCAUUGCUACAGGAUUCCCUGACACUAUCUUUGGUUUUGUCAUGGAGUCAAUACUCCAGUCCAGGCCAUGAUUCCAAGAAGGUGGCUUAGUAGCAAAUCUAGGUAAGUUAACCGAGAAGAAUUUGUAAACCUGAUAACAGAAUAGCCUAGGGGGUCUAAAACGGACAUGGUUAUAGUACAUUAUUGGCUGAUAAUGUAAUGUCAUAUCGUGAUUAAUUUUUUUAAGUAGAAAAUGAAAUGUUAGGACUAAUCUUUUGUAUCUCUACAGUACAUUUUCAUGGUUAAUUUGAACUCAUAGAAGAAUGCCAGUGCCACCUUUGUAGACUCAUAUCUAGCCCCAACCAAUCCACUUCAUACUGCAAUUUGUUGUGUGCAAGUAAAAAGCCUUUGAUGCUCCAAGUACAGACCAGGGGUGUAUUCCAAGUAGGUGGUUAAAUGACAAACCUGGGUAUGUAUACCCAGAGGAAGUGGUAUAAACCUCCUAAUAGAACAGCCCUUUGGCUUUUGUUAAGUUUUGGAGAUAAUGUACCAUGUCAGUUUUAGAAUUUAGUUUAAAAAUAGCUAAAUAGUAACAACAUAGUAUGUUUAUUUUGUAUUGUAUGUGUUAUGUAUUCAUAUACUUAGAUGUUAUAUUAACAUAAUACAUUUAAACUGAAAUUUUUGAAUAUUUUUCAAUAAA
Molecule: messenger RNA, 2464 nt
Organism: Sardina pilchardus (European sardine)
Lineage: Eukaryota; Metazoa; Chordata; Actinopteri; Clupeiformes; Clupeidae
Gene: vcam1a
Product: vascular cell adhesion molecule 1a
Exons: 6
Coding region: 28-1323 (431 amino acids)
Biological process (GO): cell-cell adhesion
Cellular component (GO): cell-cell junction; plasma membrane
Molecular function (GO): cell adhesion molecule binding
Source: RefSeq, a predicted model, not a curated record